AUGCAAGGCGCAAGCAUGAGUUUUGAACCAGUUGAACUUUACGUCGAUACAGACAUGCCUACACAAUACAUAAGAAAAGCAAGCGUUUCUAGUGGCAAAUGGUUAAAACAACAGCUAACUGCUGCAGUUGCUGCCAUAGCAGCGAAUGAAAUGGGUGUUCAAGUAUGGCUGGAUAUCCGUGGCUUGAUUCAUUCCUUAGAAGAAACAAGGGACUUACGAGCUGAACUUGACGAUAAAAAUAAUAAAAUUACCUAUGAUGAUUCGACAAGUGGUGAAGAUGAAUCUGACAUGUGCGUUUGUUGCAAAGAGGAAUACAGCAAAACAAAAGUAAACAAGACUGGUUACAGUACAUCAGUGUAUGAGAUGGAUGCAUGA
Molecule: messenger RNA, 375 nt
Organism: Acanthoscelides obtectus
Lineage: Eukaryota; Metazoa; Arthropoda; Insecta; Coleoptera; Chrysomelidae
Source: the annotation of a GenBank genome assembly